This is a messenger RNA of Daldinia decipiens, 2059 nucleotides long. RefSeq lists its product as uncharacterized. The record is from RefSeq and is a predicted model, not a curated record. The transcript has a single exon. The coding region runs from base 420 to 1880 and encodes 486 amino acids. Lineage: Eukaryota; Fungi; Ascomycota; Sordariomycetes; Xylariales; Hypoxylaceae.
CAAAUGCAAGUGUAAGUCAAUUUGACUUUUCUAUUUUCCCAUUUUCCCAUCUUCCAUUCUAUACUUUUCUUCUACUCUCUCCCAAUCCUGUUUAUCAUGAUAUUACCAUGAUAUUACCAUGAUAUCACCAUGAUAUUACGGGAGAUUUGCCUUCCUUCGGACAACCGUCGGUGGUUCUCGAGAUGGCAAUGAUCGGACGUAUCCUUCUACAUAGUAUUGUAUUCACUUCCCUAGUCCUACCCUCGUGUCAAGGAACUUAGUCAAGCCACUUAAGACAUAUUAAACAUCAUCUAUUUAUCAAUUUGCCAUCGCACAAUCCCGCAUUCACAUGUAUUUUCGGCCAAGCUCUUAAGAAGCCAAUACACGCGGCACCACACGGUCUAAGGGGUUACUGUUACUUAAUGGGCAUGGUUUGACUGAUGCGGUUCUUAGCGAAUGUGCCAAUCUUUCAUGGCACCACCAGUCACCUUGACUCCCACCCUCAUUCCCCGCACCCCACACAAGCGGAAACUCAGAUUGACCAGACUAUAUCAUCAACUGGGGCCGGCCCAGUUAGAAGACUCUCUGCCUCUUCACCCAAGAUGUUGUUCUCAGAUUUGUAUAAGUCGACUAAAUCCCCCCUCUCGAGGUUACGGCAUCACUCACAUCCGGCCCCUGCGGCUCUGGAUUAUGAUCCCGAUCUCGUGAGUCGAGAUAAAGCCAAGCAAAAAGAAGCUAUUAAGCGCGUCCUCGCGGCUAAGAUACGUAAUGAUUGGCACUUCGAAUGGCCGCCUGCAGCUGUCAAUCCAGACCCGGGACAUGCUGAAACAGAAACGGCACCUGACGGGCACGAUGACGGUAUUGUCGUAGAAGAUAUCGAUUCGGGAGACGAUACUGCUUCGGUGUAUAGCACCGUUUCGGAGGAUCUUACUCAUUUUCGCCCUAGGUCUGAGUGGCUAUCGGAUAUGCCCGAUGACGACGACGACGACAUCCCUGUAUCACCAUCCGCAUAUCGUUUUGAUACUCCAGAUGCGGUUGGCACUUCGGUGAAGGUAGCAGCCCUCGCUAAGAGCGCCAGGCGGAGGAGGGCCGUGCGUUCUGAAAUGGAAUGGAAUGAUGGGCUUGCUUGCUUCAAUGCUCGGCGAGACGCUUGGACGGGUGCAAAAGCAGCUCGAAUCCGUCCAAAGGCGACUUCCCCAGCGGUUAGCUCCCCUACCGCAAAGCGUCUUUCUUGGUGGCAUAUCUCGACUUCACCGUCGCCCUCGUCGCCUACGGAAUCGAUUGGUGCCGGCACAACGCUUAGCCCUAGUGCGACGCGUACAUCUGGCGACACUACUGCGGUGUCCUCGUCGGAUGCGGAAUUCAGAGAGACAAGGACCAGAUGUGACUCAUCUACUUAUCCGGUAGAGACCCUGGUUCCCAUACCCCAACCUCUUUUGCCUCCUGCCACUCCUAUGCGUGCCUCUAUCACCGUGGCUGCGUAUCCUACUAUUUACGAUAAGAUCGUAGUUCAAUCUGCAACACCCUCGUGUCCUGUUAACCUAGGAGACGUAGUACGUUCCUGCGUGGCCGGUUGGAAACGAGAUGGCGAGUGGCCCCCUCGAGGUACCGAUCCUCCACCCGUCGUAGCAAUUCGUAGGAAGAAGGACAGCAGCGCGGGAGGCAGAAAUAACGCACCGAAAAGCAACGCGUCUAAGAGGAUGAGCUUUAGUUUUCUAGGGCGAAGACAGAGCGUAGGUGGGGACCAAAACAACCUAGCAGAAAGUACAUCGCAUCCAGAGAAAGAAGAUGCUAGCCAUACAACUGGCAAGGUUUUUAGGAAAGGGUUACAGCGCGUGUUAGGCCUUGGACACGGGGGAACGUUGGGCAGCACGGGUAAUCAAGCGGGUAUUGCUAUGUGAUGGACGUGGAUUAAUGGGAACGAAUUAAUACCCAAGAAGUCGAUGUCGCAGAAGGUUAGGGGAGGGACAAAGGAGUAUUGGACAAUGGCGACAUAUCCGCUAGGGCUGUUAGGAGGAAACGCGUUCUCGGCAUCUUGGCAAUAUACCCAGCAUCGCUUUCGGCGUUUACUUAUUUUACU